Mizuhopecten yessoensis (Yesso scallop) is the source of this 2183-nucleotide messenger RNA. RefSeq names its product forkhead box C1-A-like. Bases 253 to 1800 code for a protein of 515 amino acids. The record is from RefSeq and is a predicted model, not a curated record. The transcript has a single exon. Gene Ontology annotation, biological process: regulation of transcription by RNA polymerase II; cell differentiation; anatomical structure morphogenesis. Lineage: Eukaryota; Metazoa; Mollusca; Bivalvia; Pectinida; Pectinidae. Gene Ontology annotation, molecular function: RNA polymerase II cis-regulatory region sequence-specific DNA binding; DNA-binding transcription factor activity, RNA polymerase II-specific.
UCAUAAGGCCAUCGAGAUCACGUCUAUCUCAGCUUGUAAUAACAGACACUUGAUCACGAGGACGAGACCGGCGUGAAACACACACACGCAGCAUAAACACAUGCUUUGCGUGUGAGAAAACGACGGGCGAAAUUUACGAGCAGGAAUUGUUUUUGUGGAAAAGACAUUUUAUCACCUGAAAGUGGACUUUAUUAUAUACAAGUGAACUUCAAAAACAAUAUUUAUACUAUUGGGAGCAGGGACGGUGUGGAAAUGCAACCGGGUCCGCUCCAACACCGCUAUCACCAUUCUGCCAAUGUCCCGGGGAUCGGGAACGGGGCCGGGCUGAGUGUGGUACCCGCCCUGUUCGGGGACCAGAACUACUAUCGACAUGGUGGCUAUACUUCCGUGACCAUGGAUAGAAUGGCCGCUAUGUACGGGGCGGCGGAACAGUAUCCCCACAUGGGGCGCUCUAACCCCUACAGUCCCUACGCCCCUCCACAACAGGUACACAAGGACAUGGUCAAACCACCCUACAGCUACAUCGCCCUCAUUGCCAUGUCCAUCCAGAGCCAGCCGGAUAAGAAAAUCACCCUCAAUGGAGUAUAUCAGUUCAUUAUGGACAGAUUUCCGUUCUACAGGGAGAAUAAACAGGGGUGGCAAAACAGUAUACGCCACAACUUGUCCCUCAACGAGUGUUUCAUCAAAGUGCCUCGGGACGACAAGAAGCCCGGGAAAGGAUCGUACUGGAGUCUGGACCCAGACAGUUAUAACAUGUUCGACAACGGUAGCUACCUCAGGAGAAGGAGACGGUUUAAAAAGAAGAACGCUAUCAAGGAUAAGCUCGAUCGCGACUCUGACGACCCAAAGGAUCAACGGAAAUGUCCGAAUGACCAAAAGACUGACGGUGAAAAUGACAUUCCCAGAAAUGGUGAGUCAGUGACUUCAGAAUAUUCAGACAGUUCCAGUAGCCCCAAUAAAUACGAUCUCAAGAAAAACCCGCACGGUCUGGAGACCCCGCCACACUCUCCCGGAACUCGGAUGCUCCCGGUCACUGGGACCAAAUUAGAGCCUCUAGACCCGGUCAGUCCGGACUGUAUGAAUACUGGACACUCUCAUCACAGUCCGAGCUCGCUUCCUAUUCCUACCGACCCUCUGGACCCUCCGUCCAGCAACUUCUCCGUGGAGAACCUAAUGACCAACCCUCAUACCAGCGUACCCUGUGACAUUUCCAAUACGUGCAACUUCGCGCCGAGCAGACAGACACCACUCAUCAGUCCGUCCGUCCUACAAUAUACGGGUACCCGGGUGUCCGACAUUUACAGGAAUGUGUCCACAUGCAACCAGAACAUGUCGCCCCCUCUGGGAUAUUCGUACCCCUCUAACGCAAGUGCUCAGUCUCUUCUUGGACAGUCCUCUAUCGGAAAUCCUGGGGUGCAUUCUCUGCAGAUCGCCUCCCCCGGGGCGGAGGACGGAAGUUCAGGAAGUGCUAGUCCCCAACCCGCGCCUGCCCAUGCCCACGGAACUAUUUCUCAAACCAAUGGGAUUAACUCCGCCAUGUUUACAAUGUCCCAGAAUCAGACAUACGGACGAACAAGUGCUUGGUACAUGUCCCCACCCACAGGGGAAUUUUCUUCCCAUAGUACGGACUUCUCGUCACCCUCGCCCUUCUCCGCGGUCCGGGAUGUGUUUGACAGUCAGAGACUUCUCGGGGGACAGCCCGGGACCCAGGGGCAGUCCACCGCAAGCUGUCAGCUAGCGGCCUUUAGGACUCCUUACAAAUCCCCUGGCUCGUACACAUGUGAAUACAGUAAGUUUUGAUCGAGAAUUCAAUGUUAGUUCAUGGUGCAAAAAAACUGGUAAAUGUGGAUUUUUCUAUUUUCUAUUAUCUUCAUUUUUUUUCUAGUGAAUAUCUGAAUAUUGUGAUUUUUUUUUUAUCUCAUUGACUUUUAAAUGUGACGAGAAAACGUGCUCCGUUUCCAGAAGACAAUUGGAACUGUGAUUGAACUGUUUGACCAAUAGGUCGUGUAAAGUGGUUCUCAAAGAUAGCUUUAAGGUAUGGUGUGUGUAAGCUUUUACUUAGAAGCAAAUAUCAAAAGUAUAUGACAAAGUAUCCGUUAUGCUUAUAGCCUAUCUGAAGGUAUUGUAGCAUGAAAUAUGUGUAUUCAUUUAUUUUGUAUGGAAUAUGAGAUAAAUUACAUAAU